Messenger RNA from Staurois parvus, 2903 nucleotides. The record is from the annotation of a GenBank genome assembly. NCBI's taxonomy places the organism in Eukaryota, Metazoa, Chordata, Amphibia, Anura, Ranidae.
AUGUCCUGGGGAUUUAUGAGAGACUCUUCCUUGAGACGUGUCCUGUCCGUUCAGUAUGGCAGGAGUGGAAGUCAGCAUUCGCCUGUAAAUCUCUUUUUUGACACCGAGCCAGACAACCUGCCAUCGACUAAUGAUUCCUCUUCUGCAGAUGAGGAUUUGGAUUCCUUAGUUUUAUUUGGGAUGUUGAGAGGGAAUGUGGUUGGCUUGCGUUAUUAUACUGGGGUGGUUAACAAUAACGAGAUGGUUGCACUUCAGCGUGAACCCAACAACCCAUAUGACAGAAAUGCAGUUAAAGUAAACAAUGUAAAUGGAGAACAAGUUGGUCACAUAAAGAAAGAGCUGGCUGCAGCUUUGGCCCAUAUCAUGGACAGGAACUUAGCAAAGCUUGAGGGUACAGUGCCAUAUGGGGCGCAAAAUGCCUAUACUAUGCCAGUGAACCUGAGUUUUUGGGGAAGAGAAGAAAACAAGAACAUUGUUAUAGAUCUUAUGAAGAAAUAUGGCUUCAAACUUGGACCUUUACCACAGGGUGGUUCACAAGCUCAACCACGCCUCAGCAUUCCAUUACUUCCAGCUGUGCAGAUGACUACAGAGCAGCUGAAGACUGAAUUUGAUAAAUUGUUUGAAGAUCUGAAGGAAGAUGAUAAAACCAGAGAACUGGAACCUUCAAAGGCUGUGGAAACCUCAUUGCUCCCUCAUCAGAAGCAGGCACUGGCGUGGAUGGUGUCACGUGAGAACAGUAAAGAGCUGCCACCAUUUUGGGAACAGAGGAACAACUUCUACUACUGCACUCUUACAAAUUUUGCAGAAAAAGACAAGCCAGAGAGCGUAAGAGGAGGAAUUCUGGCAGAUGACAUGGGAUUGGGAAAGACUUUAUCAAUCAUUGCUUUAAUCCUCACUAACUUUCAUGAUGGAAAACCUUUUCCAGUUGGACAUGGCAUUUAUGGUAAUUAUUCUUUAGAAGAACAUUCUGUUGCACGAGAUGACUCAAGAAAAUCAUCUAACAAGAAACAGGCACGGAGGAAAGCAGAUGGAACAAAUGAAAAAUCAGGGAGCAGCAAAGGAAAAACUGAAACUGCGCCUAAAAGGCAAAAAGCCAAGUAUUCACUCAGUGACUCUGAGGAGGAGGAUCAAUGGAUCCCACGAAAAGUAAAAGCUCCUUCAGCAUGUAACAUAGUCGAUGAUGAUCAGUUUGCUAUGGCUCUCUUUGGCGGUCCUUCUACUGUGAAGCAAAAAACUAAGAAAAAAGGCACAGUUAAAACCGUAACCGAUAAUCCUUCAAAAUGUGAAGUACAGAAUCAUCCAAGAACAACUCUAAUCAUUUGUCCCCUGUCAGUGUUGAGUAACUGGAUUGAUCAGUUUGAGCAACAUGUUAAAGCAGAUGCUAAAUUAAAUAUUUACAUCUACUAUGGACCUGAACGCAACAAAAAUCCAGACUUUCUUUCCAAGCAGGAUGUUGUAUUAACAACGUACAAUGUGGUAACUCAUGAUUAUAGUACUGAGAGUCCAGUACAUAAAAUAAGGUGGCUAAGAGUUGUGUUGGAUGAAGGGCACACAAUCCGAAAUCCAAAUGCCCAGCAAACAAAAGCUGUUCACAGCCUGGAUUCAGAGAGACGAUGGGUGCUAACAGGUACCCCUAUUCAGAACUCCUUGAAGGAUUUGUGGUCAAUUCUCUCUUUCUUAAAAUUGAAACCCUUCACAGCCAGGGAGUGGUGGCAUCGCACAAUCCAACGGCCAGUCAGCAUGGGAGAUCAGGGAGGCUUACGCCGAUUACAAGCACUUAUUAAAAAUAUCACCCUGAGGAGGACAAAAACAACAAAAGUUAAAGGAAAGCCAGUACUGCAAUUGCCAGAACGUAAAGUUUAUAUCCAGCACCUCAAACUUUCACCUGAAGAAAGAAAAAUAUAUGAAUCAAUGCAGAAUGAAGGAAAAGCUAUUAUUAGCAGGUACUUUAAUGAAGGAACAGUCCUGACACAUUAUGCUGAUGUGCUUGCAGUGCUUGUUCGAUUAAGGCAGAUCUGCUGUCACCCCCAUCUGGUUCCAACCAGUCUGUCAAGUGCUCUGUCUGCCAGUUCAACCCCAGGCGAAUUGCAAGAGAAACUGGUGAACAAGAUAAAGAUGGUGCUGAGCUCAGGCUCAGAUGAAGAAUGUUCUAUAUGUCUGGACUCUCUGAACAUGCCAGUUAUAACCCGCUGUGCACAUGUCUUUUGUAAAGCAUGCAUUUGUCAGGUUAUUCGGAUAACUAAGCCAAAUGCAGUGUGUCCUAUGUGUAGAGGUGAAUUGUACUUGGAGCAUUUGGUGGAAUGUCCGGAGGACGAGUGCGACCUGGGUGACAGCCAAAAUAAUAAUCAGACGUGGAUGUCCAGUUCCAAAAUCACUGCUUUAAUGCAUGCACUGACAGAACAGAAAGAAAAAGAUCCAAAUAUCAAAAGUAUAAUUGUUUCACAGUUCACUGCGUUCUUAUCAUUGAUCGAAACCGCUCUCAGAGAGUCCAGCUUCACAUUUACACGCCUGGAUGGAUCUAUGAACCAGAAAAAGCGAACAGAUGCAAUCCAGUCAUUCCAAAGCAGUCAUUACGACUCUCCAACCAUUAUGCUGCUGUCACUGAAAGCAGGAGGAGUCGGUCUGAAUCUGACAGCAGCAUCCCGUGUGUUUCUGAUGGAUCCUGCAUGGAAUCCAGCUGCAGAGGAGCAAUGCUUUGAUCGAUGUCAUCGACUGGGACAGACCAAAGAAGUUAUUAUUACUAAGUUUGUUGUUAAGGAUUCCGUGGAAGAAAAUAUGCUAAAAAUUCAGAACAAGAAGAGAGAACUAGCUGCAGGGGCAUUUGGAGGAAAUAAUAUAAGCCAACUUCCAGUGAAAUAAAACAAGCCCGCAUUAAUGAAAUCCGGACCCUGAUAGAUUUGUAG